AUGCUCCGUCUCAUCCUGCGGCUCAGGCCGUCCGCCGGGCUCCCCUGUCCCCGUGCCCUCCCGGCCGGGCCUGCUGCUUCUCUCGGCUCUCGCUCCGCGCACGGAACCGGCUGUCUGAGGCGGCUUCACUGUGGAGCAGCGUCCCGGGCCGUGAGUGCGGGUUCCGGCUUCAGCCACAGAGCGGCCGUGUGGCGGUGUCCCCCACAAACGGGCCGCUGUCAGGGCGUACGGUUCUACAGUCUGCCACCGCACCAGAAGGUGGAGCUUCCUGCUUUGUCACCCACUAUGCAGACAGGAACAAUCGCUCGCUGGGAGAAGAAGGAGGGUGAGAAAAUUGGAGAGGGUGACCUCAUAGCUGAGGUGGAGACUGACAAGGCCACUGUUGGCUUUGAGAUGCUGGAGGAGUGUUAUCUGGCCAAGAUCCUUGUACCUGAAGGAACGAGAGACGUCAGUGUUGGAUCAGUGAUCUGCAUCACAGUUGACAACCCCGACCUCAUCCCAGCCUUUAAGGACGUAACUUUGGACUCCAUUAAUGCAGCUGGUGCAGCUCCUUCUGCCGCUGCCUCUGCUCCUCCUCCUCCUCCUCCACCUGCUGCUGCAGCUCCUCCUGCAGCCCCAGGCAGCUCGUAUCCAACACACUUGAAGAUCGCACUUCCUGCCCUCUCACCCACAAUGACGAUGGGCACCGUGCAGCGCUGGGAGAAGAAGGUCGGGGAGAAGCUGAGUGAGGGAGAUCUGCUGGCUGAGAUUGAGACGGAUAAAGCAACCAUUGGCUUUGAGGUGCAGGAGGAGGGCUAUUUGGCCAAAAUUAUGGUUCCAGAAGGAACUCGGGAUGUUCCCCUGGGGACACCACUCUGCAUCAUCGUAGAAAAAGAAAGUGACAUCGCUGCCUUCAAGGAUUACGUUGAGACUGGAGUGGCAGAGGUUUCCACACCACCCCCAGCUCCAGCACCAGCUGCAGUGCCAACUCCUGCAGCAGCUUCCACUCCCACUCCUGCCCCUGCAGCUGCUGUACCUGCAGGACCCAGGAAAGGCCGCGUGUUUGCCAGCCCACUCGCCAAGAAACUUGCUGCUGAGAAAGGAAUUGACCUGGCGCAGGUCAGCGGUUCUGGUCCUGAUGGACGCAUCACCAGGAAAGAUAUCGACACCUUUGUUCCACCAAAAGCUGCUCCUGCUGUGGCUGCUGCUCCUGCUCCAGCUGCUGCUCCAGCUGCUCCUGCACCUGCAGCGGCUGCACCUGCUGGGACCUACACAGACAUCCCCAUCAGCAACAUCCGCAAAGUCAUUGCUCAGAGGUUGAUGCAGUCCAAGCAAACCAUCCCGCACUAUUAUCUGUCUGUAGAUGUCAACAUGGACCAAGUGUUGGAGCUUCGGAAAGAACUCAAUGCUGAGGUGAAAGCUCAGAAUAUCAAACUUAGCGUGAACGACUUCAUCAUCAAAGCCAGCGCUCUGGCCUGCCUCAAGAUUCCUGAGUGUAAUUCCUCCUGGAUGGAAACAGUAAUUCGCCAGAAUCAUGUGGUAGACGUCAGUGUGGCAGUGAGCACAGCCAGCGGUCUCAUCACACCCAUCGUGUUCAACGCUCACACCAAAGGACUGGCCUCCAUCAGCUCUGAUGUGUCGGCUCUGGCUGCCAAAGCAAGGGAAAACAAACUGCAGCCGCAUGAAUUCCAGGGAGGAACGUUCACUAUCUCUAAUUUGGGAAUGUUUGGUAUCAAGAACUUCUCAGCGAUAAUCAACCCUCCUCAGGCCUGUAUCCUCGCUGUCGGAGGCUCAGAGAAGCGGCUGAUUCCUGCUGAUAAUGAAAAAGGGUUUGAUGUAGUGAAUAUAAUGUCGGUGACACUGAGCUGUGAUCACCGUGUUGUGGACGGCGCGGUCGGCGCACAGUGGCUUGCAGAGUUCCGUAAAUUCUUGGAGAAACCCGUCACUAUGCUGUUGUGAUCGGACUAUACUGCCAUCAAAACUGCAGAAGAAGGCCUGUCCUCUCACUGAAGAGAUCUGAUUGGUGGUCCACAUCAGUCCUAUUCCUCCUGUGAUUGGCCGGCCCACCACCAGGUCACUCCCAGUUACCCUGAAGGGGAAGAGGCAGACGUCACUCCACUUACCUGACUGUUUCACUGUCUCUGUCUGUCUUUCUGUCCUCUCUCACUCAUUCUAUUUAUUGAGGCCCCCCUCUCAUGAGAGACCAGAGUUAGGUCUAAUUUAUCUAGAGUAGAGACUGACCAUAAGUCACUAAAACAUGUUUUUGCAAAGGGAAGAGUUACAUGUCCAACCAGUGAGCGUAUUAAUCCUCUGUGUGUAUGUGUGUGUGAGAGCUCGUAUACACUUUAUCUGAUUAUGUGUGAAUGUGAUAAAGGCAGGAAGUGCAGCCCUGUGGGUGUCAGUCAUUUCAACAAAAGAUUGUGACUUUUGUCUGAUGGAUUAAAUGUAUGUUCGCCUUUACUAUGUUACACAGGCACAUAAAGCUGUCCCUGAUCCAUCUCACACACAUACAUUCACAACUGGCAGACAUGAAUAUGGUGUGUUUUCAGCGGGUUGUUGCCGCAGCAUGUAAAUUCCAGAGGCAGUGCUGUAAAUAUGGCAGCUGUAGCUCUGUGCUGAAAUAACGGUUCUGCUGCCGCCUCACCACGUAUGAUGUAACACCUGUACAGUCUGAAAAGGAAGAAAGCUCUAAAAGAAUAACCCAACAGUUCUGCCAAUUCUCUCUCUUCAGUGGAGAUAUUUAUUUUCUAGUCUCCUACUUUAAAGUCCUUUUAAAAUACUCUGUACUUUGCAGCUGAAACGCACAAAGCUGGUGCUGGAUGUUAUUUGUUAUUUGAAUAAAUUGGGAGAAGUUAACUCAGUGCCAAAGGCUCUAAUGUUUGGGUUUUUGUCACAAAACUUACACUAAAAGCCCAAAAUGAAUGAAAAACAUGACACCAAGUAUGUUUAAUAGUGUUAAAAUUGUGCAUAAAUAUUUAGCUUGAAACAGAAAGUCAACAGUAUUCAACUGAUAAUAAAUGUUACCGAAACAGAAGAGCUUUACAACAAAUGGAUCAAAAUGAAGUGGAGUUAUGUUCAAACAAACAGUAUUGGAAUAAUAAUGCAGUAUAUAAACAAAAGGAAACUGACAAAAGCAACGGGUCCAUUGAAACAAAGCCAUGACAGAUGCAAAUACAACUUAAAGACAAAUAAAUGGAAGCUAAAGAGUAGGUGAGUGAAAAAAGAACUUCAGAAUGAUAAAAGUACUGAUUCUGUGUUGUAUUGAUUCUUUGCAGAGGAAUUAAAGAUGUGAACCUGGA
Molecule: messenger RNA, 3278 nt
Organism: Sphaeramia orbicularis (orbiculate cardinalfish)
Lineage: Eukaryota; Metazoa; Chordata; Actinopteri; Kurtiformes; Apogonidae
Gene: dlat
Product: dihydrolipoamide S-acetyltransferase (E2 component of pyruvate dehydrogenase complex)
Exons: 14
Coding region: 1-1938 (645 amino acids)
Biological process (GO): pyruvate decarboxylation to acetyl-CoA
Cellular component (GO): pyruvate dehydrogenase complex
Molecular function (GO): dihydrolipoyllysine-residue acetyltransferase activity
Source: RefSeq, a predicted model, not a curated record